Prunus armeniaca (apricot) is the source of this 363-nucleotide messenger RNA. NCBI's taxonomy places the organism in Eukaryota, Viridiplantae, Streptophyta, Magnoliopsida, Rosales, Rosaceae. The record is from the annotation of a GenBank genome assembly.
AUGGUUGAGAAGACAAAGGGAAGGAAGGAGGAGGUGGUGACCAGAGAGUAUACCAUCAAUCUCCACAAGCGCCUCCAUGGCUGCACAUUCAAGAAGAAGGCUCCUAAUGCCAUAAAGGAGAUCAGGAAGUUCGCUCAGAAAGCAAUGGGGACAAAUGACGUUAGGGUGGAUGUGAAGCUGAACAAGCAGAUCUGGAGCAGAGGAAUCAGGAGCGUCCCAAGAAGGAUUAGGGUUCGCAUUGCUCGCAAGAGGAAUGAUGAUGAAGAUGCCAAGGAAGAGCUUUACUCGCUUGUUACCGUUGCAGAGAUCCCAGCUGAAGGACUGAGUGGGUUGGGCACCAAGGUCAUUGAAGAGGAUGAUUGA